Messenger RNA from Habropoda laboriosa, 2157 nucleotides. It is a transcript of the gene Usp1, whose product is annotated as ubiquitin carboxyl-terminal hydrolase 1. Gene Ontology annotation, molecular function: cysteine-type endopeptidase activity; cysteine-type deubiquitinase activity. The coding region runs from base 93 to 2036 and encodes 647 amino acids. Gene Ontology annotation, biological process: protein deubiquitination. Gene Ontology annotation, cellular component: nucleus; cytosol. The transcript is spliced from 7 exons. The record is from RefSeq and is a predicted model, not a curated record. Lineage: Eukaryota; Metazoa; Arthropoda; Insecta; Hymenoptera; Apidae.
CUUUAAUUGUAUAUACGGUUUUUUUUUACUAAUUAAGGAUAAUAUUAAACUAAUUUGUUCCAUGACUUCCCUACUGAAUACGUUAACAGAAAAUGACAGUAUUAGAAACAGAAGAAGAUGCAGAUAAACGUUCAGUUCCCCCUAGGAAGAAAUUUUGCUUAUCCCUUUCUGGCCGUGAACGUACAAUUUCUAGCAAGAUUUCUCAGGCUCCUCCAACUUUGGAGAGGGAAAGCCUUUUGAACAGAAAUACCUUUACACAUAGUACAAGCAAAAUGUUGAAUGGUUAUCGCAAUCAGCUGAGCAAUCAUCAAGAUGGAAGUUAUGAUGUAUCAAACAGUGGUACAGAAGGAUUGAGGAUAGCUACUUUAUGUAAUUUAGGAAAUACAUGUUUUUUGAAUAGUGUGAUAUAUACUCUACGAUUUGCACCAUCCUUUCUACAUAAUUUGCAUCACUUAGCCACUGAUUUAUCUAAUUUAAAUGAUAAACAGCUUCAAACUAAAAUAAAGUCAUCAUCUUUGGGUAGAACUGGUGUGUCACUUACAUCAAGUGGCAGCCGAAGUUGGAGUAGCAAAGACCUGUUAGCUUUAGCUGGACCCACUGGGGAUAAUAAUAAACACAAAAUACAAAUAGCUACAGAGAAGUUACAUGAAUUGUUUAUGGCAUUACAUGCAUCAGAAGCAAGGGAAAACAGUGAACCAUAUCAGCCAGGUGCAUUUCUGCAGGCUCUUAGAGAAGUGAAUCCUAUUUUUGAAGGAAAUCAGCAACAAGAUGCUCAUGAGCUUUUAGUAUGUUUACUUGAUAAUAUCAGGGAAACAUUCCAAUUGUUGGUCAGAUAUAGAGAAAGUCAGUUUGGUCAAAAUAACGAUGAAUUGUCAAAUUUUUCCACUGAACACUUAACAGAUAUGCAAUCAGAAGGUAGUAAUUCUAAUAAACGAAGUAUUCGCAAAUCUAGAAAAAAAAAGAAAAUAACAACAAGAGGAAGUUCGUCUUGUCUUGUGCAAUCGAAUUUAAAUGGAGUUUCAGUAUCUUCUAGACCAUAUGAAAAUAUGAAAUAUUAUAUGAAAUAUUGUAUGAAAUAUGAAAAUGGUCAUUCUGAAUUUUUGGAAAGUAAUGGAGAUAUAAGCAGUCAUAGGCCAGAAAGCAAAAAAUGCUUUAUUUCAGAAGACUUUGAAGGAGUUAGUCUUUUGCGAACUACAUGCCUUGAGUGUGAACAUGUUACAGAACGAAAAGAAACAUUUUGCGAUAUAUGUGUGCCUAUUGAUAUUGACAGAUCUAGUGAAAAAGAUGAAGAAGUUAGACCAAUGGAUAGUAGCGAAGUGUACAAACGUGCAGUAGUCACUAGUGAACUUCUUUGGGGCAGAGAUAAAUAUUGGUGUGCUCGUUGUCUUCGAUAUAACGAAGCUCGAAGAGCUGUGUGUUUCCCAUCUUUACCAAGGUUACUCAUAUUACAGUUGAAACGAUUUUCUACUGCAGCUGGGUCAAUGGAAAAAAUUAAUAAUCAUAUGCCAACGCCACUAACGUUACAAUGUUUUUGUGAAGAAUGUAACAGCGAUCAAACAUGUGCAAGUACAGGUGGCAGAUCAAAAUCGCGACAUGUAUAUAAACUGUAUUCUGUGAUUAUGCACCAGGGUGCAACAAUGACAGCUGGUCACUAUGUUGCUUAUACCCGUUUACCUGAUGAAUCUGCGCUCGGAGAGUAUUUCGAAUGUGAUCGAGAUAGUAAGCGGCAAACUGCUGGUCAGGGUACUAGCAGCACAAAUACAAAUUCAUCUUCAUCAGACAAAACGUCCGGUAUAUUAAAAUACUUCAGAAGUAAACCGAGUGCUAGUGAAACUAAGGAACAGUUAGUCAGGGUUGGUUGUCGCAGUAUAGAUUGUUGUGGUAUACGACGUCAUAAACAUCCUGGUACUUGGUUGGAAUGUGAUGACGAAGCAGUACACGUGAUUCCAUUGCGAGAGUUAGAAGAUAAAUUAGCACCAAAUCCUCGAAAUUCCGCCACUCCUUAUCUCUUAUUCUAUGUAAGGUCCAGGACGUAGAUAUUCCUUUUCCCAGAUAAGAUAUAUACAGUAUUAUCCAGAUAAGUGACCGCGAAACAAGUCUAUUUGUGAUCACUUAACUGGAGUGUAGCAUCGUUUUUUCAUUGGUGGAUGAUCCCCU